GCCGUGGGUUGUAGGCGCGUCUGGAUUAAGGCGACUGCGGCACUGUGCAUCUGCAGACGAUGCCGUCUGUGAAACGAGCGCGCGCCGAGUCGUCCUCGUCGGCCAACUCUGGCCCGGCGCACAAGCGUGCUCGCGCCGUGCAGUCUCGCGUGGACACGGGUCUGCGGGCGGGCGCCGGCCGCCAGGCGCCGCCGCAGAGCCGUCCGCCUCUGAAGCGGCCCCCGCUGGCGCCCCGGCAAGUGGGUCAGAACCGGCAGGUCGCCGCCAAACCCACCACCGCUCCAAAGGUGGACUCGCACAGCCGGCCGGCGCCCGUCACACAGGACCAGCUGGAGGCAUGGCGCCUGGCUCGCCGUCAGAAGCUGGCCGAGCGCAUCAUGCGGGGUCGCACGGGCGGCGCCGCCGCCGCCGCGGCCGCUGCCGCUUGCCUCGGCAUGGACGCCGAGUCGCGAUCGCUGAGCACCAUGCACCGGUCGCGCUCGGUGAACCCGGCCGCAGCCAUGCACCGCGCCCGGACCUCCUCCAUGGCGCUGGAGACUGUUCCAUCCGGCGACGGGGACGCGGCGGCCGCAGCACCCUGUGCCCGCGUCUGGCGCCACGCCCGGACGCUCUCUGCGCCCCACUGGAGCCACGCCGGUCCGCUCGACCACCAAGGGCGGCGUCGCCUGGUCGGUGGACGGCUCGGCUCGGCCCGCACGAGAGUCGUCCGCGCCCACGCCGGCCCGCUCGGCCGCUAA
This is a messenger RNA of Pollicipes pollicipes, 737 nucleotides long. RefSeq lists its product as uncharacterized. NCBI's taxonomy places the organism in Eukaryota, Metazoa, Arthropoda, Thecostraca, Pollicipedomorpha, Pollicipedidae. The coding region runs from base 60 to 737 and encodes 225 amino acids. The record is from RefSeq and is a predicted model, not a curated record. The transcript has 5 exons.